Fragaria vesca subsp. vesca is the source of this 1527-nucleotide messenger RNA. RefSeq names its product receptor-like cytosolic serine/threonine-protein kinase RBK2-like. The record is from RefSeq and is a predicted model, not a curated record. The transcript is spliced from 8 exons. Gene Ontology annotation, molecular function: protein kinase activity; ATP binding. Lineage: Eukaryota; Viridiplantae; Streptophyta; Magnoliopsida; Rosales; Rosaceae. Bases 1 to 1527 code for a protein of 508 amino acids. Gene Ontology annotation, biological process: protein phosphorylation.
AUGGGCAGCAAUGGUUCGCGUGACGUCCCCAAAGAAAAUCAAGAAGGGCAGGCAGCUCCUACCACACCUGCACCAGCUGUUCCUUAUUCGCCGGCUCCUAGUCCUGGUACUAGAAGAUCAAGAGCCGGAUUCUCUGACUCAUUUUCAACCCAUGAUUUGAAUUCAUUGAAUUUGGAAGAGACAGUCAUAGAUGACUGUUCUCCUCGACAAUUUCAAGUGAAUGACUGCCCAACAAUCUUGGAAUCUGAAGCGUCAUCUCCCAAGGCAAGCACUUCAGAGUUGGAUGGAAGAGGCGGUGUUUCAGACUUGGAAGGAAAACUCAACAGCCCCUUUCGUGGUUUCUUCAGAAUGUUGAGAAAAGGACCCCAAACCUUCCCUCAGAUGAAGAAUGCUGCAAAACCAAAACUCACAAGACGGAAAAGUAAACGAAUAAGAGAAGACUUCAUUCCACAACUCAACACUCCCGGUCUGAGGCCUAGUUUGGAUACUGAACUGCACUGCUUCAAAUCUUCCUGGAAGAAUUACUCACUCUCAGAGCUAGAAGCUGCAACCAACAAAUUUGACAUUGAAAACUUGAUUGGGGAGGGAGGCUAUGCUGAAGUUUACAAGGGAACAUUGGAAGAUGGACAAUUUGUUGCAAUCAAACGUCUGAUUAGAGGUAACCCAGAAGAAAUGACAGCAGACUUCUUAUCUGAGCUUGGUGUUAUAGUUCAUGUUGACCACCCCAACAUAGCAAAAGUGAUUGGGUAUGGGGUUGAAGGAGGGAUGCACCUUGUUCUUGAUUUGUCUCCUCAUGGGAGCCUUUCAUCUAUACUUUAUGGACCAAGAGAGAUACUAAAUUGGGGCAUCAGAUAUAAAGUAGCUUUAGGGACUGCUAAGGGCCUUGUGUAUCUUCAUGAGGGGUGCCAGAGAAGAAUUAUCCACAAAGAUAUUAAGGCUUCUAAUAUAUUGCUUGCAGAGGAUUUUGAGCCUCAGAUAUCUGAUUUUGGGCUUGCAAAGUGGCUACCAGAUCAAUGGACUCACCACAUUGUAUCAAAAUUUGAAGGCACAUUUGGCUACCUUCCCCCUGAGUUCUUCAUGCAUGGCAUAGUAGAUGAAAAAACUGAUGUCUACGCAUACGGAGUACUUAUAUUAGAGCUCAUCACUGGCCGGCAAGCUUUGGAUAGCUCACAUAAAAGCCUUGUCAUGUGGGCCAAACCUUUGCUCAUGAAAAAUAAUAUCAAAGAGCUAGCUGAUCCAAGCCUUGCUGAUGGCUAUGAUGUGGAACAAAUGAAAUGUCUUGCCUCAAUAGCUUCGUUGUGUGUACAGCAGUCUUCAGUGAAUCGACCACAAAUGAGACAGAUUGUCCAGAUAUUAGAAGGUGAUCAAGAGAGUUUGGAUCUUGUAAAGAAACGGCAAAAGUCUAAAAAACUCCAGAGGACAUAUUCUGAGGAGCUCUUAGAUGCAGAUGAGUACAACUCCACCAAGUAUUUAACUGAUAUGGAUAAGCAUCUGGAAUUUAUUUUAGGCCCCAGUACUGAGGUGUGA